CGCUACGUUCUUAGAAGGCCUGGCAAGUACAACCAUUAUCUCACGGAUGGAUGUCGAACAAAAGACCGACCGACGAUCACAAUUUAUAGCUACGCUUUGACAAUCGAAAUGUGAAUGUAUGCCCGUUGAAUUUUAGGUGAAGUCUGGCUUUUUCUACUUGCGCCAAAAGGCCACGCAAGUGAAUUCGGUACUAUGCGUUCCACUGCCGGAAACUUAUUCGAACACCCUUCUCGAAGUUCUGCAGAAUGAUCCGUAAUGGACUGUAGGAAAACGUUGCACAAGGCUACCCAGACUACUGCGUAUUCGCCAGCCUUUUACGUGCUUAUCCCUACGCAAGGAAGGAUUGUUGCUGAAGUAACGGCAUGUUGGGAGGUGUGUCGAGUGACAGAGGUCUAAAAUUUCCUCGGUAUGUCGUUGAUGGGAAUCAAACGACCUCAUGUAUUACUGCGCAGAUUCAAGGACCGGAACUCACGAGAAAAGGAUUCUGCAAAUCGAACCCGAAUAACAACGGGAUGACGGCAAUUCCCAUGGUUUCCCAAGCCUCUCUGAGAACCUGGCCCAACCUGACUUUUUCUUCGCGUUGAGAGAUAAAUAGUACCGCCUGGUACACUCCAAGAGUCCCAGGCUGUAAGAAUGCGUCUCUCAAGUACCACAAUAUCACUCUUUUCCGCUCUUCAAAUUUCGUCGUCGUUCAUCUUCGAAUCAGCAUGUUCCCUCUCCUCCCUUUCCUCGACCCCCUUUACCAAUAAAACGACCCUGUUCCAAGCAUCCCUCAUCCCAGCCGGCUCGACCAUUCAAUUUCCUGAUACAGAUCCUUCAUGCAGUCGAACACCUCAGCUCAUCUCCGUUGACAUCUGUCGUGUCACGAUGCAGGUCGAAACCAGUCCCCAGUCGAACAUACACAUGGAAGCGUGGUUACCACGAAACUGGACUGGAAGGUUCCUAAGCACAGGGAAUGGAGGAUUAGGCGGGUGUAUACAGUAUCCUGAUCUAGCUUACGCUACCGCCUUGGGAUUCGCGACGGUUGGGGCUAACAACGGGCAUAAUGGGUCGAGUGGAGCGGCUUUUGAGAAUCAUCCGGACGUUUUGGCGGAUUUUACUUUUAGAUCAAUUCACACAAAUGUUAUAAUUGGAAAACAGAUCACACAAGGGUUCUAUGGCCAGGCACACAAGAAAUCAUAUUAUCUUGGUUGCUCCACUGGUGGGAGACAAGGUCUCAAAAGUGUCGAAGACUUUCCAGAAGAUUUCGAUGGUGUUGUUGCAGGCGCACCAGCAGCCAAUUUCGUGGGGUUGAUGUCCUGGAGUGGCCAUUUCUUCUCGGAAAUUACCAAAGAUCCCUCCCAACCCACAUUCAUCCCCAUCAAUCUUUGGCUCGAUCUCAUCCACAACAACAUUAUCUCCCAAUGCGACGAAAUAGAUGGUGUCAAAGAUGGUAUCAUCGAAGACCCCAAUUUAUGCAACUACAACCCGUCCGGCCUCCUCUGUAAAACCGGUUCAACAUCCACAUCCACAUCCAACUGCCUAACCCCACCUCAACUCCAAACCGUUCUCAAAACCUACAAGCCCUUCUUCGCCUCGGAUGGCAAAACACUCAUCUACCCUCGUUUUCAACCAGGUGGCGAAGACCUCUUGACAAGCAUGGUUGGAGGACAACCCUUCCAAUUCACAUCGGAAUGGUUCAGAUUCGUCGUGUUUAAUUCGUCUUUUGACCCUCAGACGCUGACCUUGGAAGAUUAUGAAUUCGCAUUACGAAUGGAUCCCUUCAAUAUCUCUACAUUCAAAGGGGAUUUGAGGAAUUUCCAAAGAAGGGGAGGGAAGCUGUUAACAUACCACGGGCAAGAGGAUGGGCUGAUCAGUCCUCGCAUGUCGGAGGUGUACUAUGAUCAUGCUCGAGCAGUUUCUGGGGAAUUGGACAAAUACUACCGGUUCUUCAGAGUCUCGGGGAUGUCGCACUGUUCAGGAGGUCCUGGAGCAUGGCAGAUUGGUCAGAACAAUGCGACUGGGACGUCGUUGAAUCCGGAAAGGAACGUGUUGAUGGCAAUGGUGAAAUGGGUUGAGCAGGGAGAGGCACCAGAGACGAUUGAGGGUGUGAAGUAUGUUGAUGAUGAUCCUACGCAGGGGAAAGCGUUUGAGAGGCGACAUUGUAGAUGGCCGCUGAGGAACACGUAUGAUGGACGAGGGGAUCCUGAUAAGGCCGAGAGCUGGAGUUGUGCAGUGGUAUAG
Messenger RNA from Marasmius oreades (fairy-ring Marasmius), 2223 nucleotides. RefSeq lists its product as uncharacterized. The coding region runs from base 634 to 2223 and encodes 529 amino acids. The transcript is spliced from 4 exons. The record is from RefSeq and is a predicted model, not a curated record. Lineage: Eukaryota; Fungi; Basidiomycota; Agaricomycetes; Agaricales; Marasmiaceae.